CCAUAUGUCAAAUUCCAGCUCAAAAAACUGGGUGUGAUGCCACCAGAGCAGCCUCUGCCAGUGAAGUGCAACAGGAUCUACCAGAUCAUGUGGGCCAACAACGGCGAUGCCAUCAGCCGGCAGUACGCGGGCACGGCAGCCCUGAAGGGUGACUUCACAAGGACUGGUGAAAGGAAGCUGGCAGGGGUGAUGAAGGAUGGAGUGAACUCUGCAAACAGAUACUACCUGAAUCGUUUCAGGGAUGCUUACAGGCAAGCAGUCAUAGAUUUGAUGCAGGGCAUCCCUGUGACAGAGGACCUGUACUCUAUAUUUACAAAAGAGAAGGAGCACGAAGCCCUGCACAAGGAGAACUUGAGGAGCCACCAGGAAUUGAUCAGCCAGCUGCUGCAGAGCUACAUGAAACUGCUCUUGCCAGAUGAUGAAAAAUUCCAUGGAGGUUGGGCACUCAUUGACUGUGACCCAAGUCUCAUCGAUGCCACUCAUAAGGAUGUGGAUGUGCUGCUUUUACUUUCAAACUCUGCCUAUUAUGUGGCCUAUUACGAUGAUGAAAUCGACAAAGUGAAUCAGUACCAAAGGUUAAGUCUUGAAGCUCUGGAAAAAAUAGAAAUAGGGCCUGAGCCUACUCUCUUUGGCAAACCCAAGUUCUCUUGCAUGAGGCUGCAUUACAAAUACAAAGAAAUGAGUGGAUAUUUUCACACUCUCAGGGCUGUGGCUCGCAGCCCAGAAGAAGAUGGAAAAGACACUCUUCAGUGCAUUGCAGAAAUGCUGAGAAUCACAAAGCAAGCAAUGGGAAUGGAUGUGCCCAUUAUUGAGAAGAAGCUGGAGAGGAGGAGCAGCAAACCUCAUGAGGAUAUCAUUGGCAUUCGGUCUCAGAACAGAGGGUCCCUGGCCCAAGGCAAGAAUUAUUUACUGAGCAAGUUCUCCUCCCUCAAUCAAAAGGUGAAACAAACCAAAUCCAAUGUAAACAUCAGCAACCUUCGGAAGCUGGGCAGCUUUGCCAAACCUGAAGUGAAAGUCAAUUUCUUAAAGCCAAAUUUGAAAGUGAAUCUUUGGAAGUCGGACAGCAGCCUCGAAACCCUGGAGAACCCAGGGGUGGAUCCGAAAGCCCCCAGCGAAUCCGACACAGAAGCCUCAGACAACGACUCCUUCCACUCGGAUGACUUCCUCAGCAACUCCAAGUCGGACGAGGAGGCGCAGCUGGGGGGGUCCCUGGAGAACAUGGCCCCCACGGACUACGUGCUGCCCAGCUGCGGCAUCAUCGCCUCGGCUCCGCGCCUGGGCAGCCGCUCGCAGUCCCUGAGCAGCGCCGACGCCAGCCUCGGCCUUGCCGUGCCGGCCGAGGGCCAGGCCGCCGCCCUGCCUGCCGCUGACAGCGCGGAGCUGGGGCUGGCCAAGCCCGUGGAUGUGUACUGCCAGAGGUUCGUGCAGGACGCCCAGAGCAAGGGCUGCCAUGUGCUGGAGCUCUCUGAGGCCGGUCCUCAGGAGCCCCACCACGCGCCGACCCAAACCGGCGGGAGCGCUGCCAAGAAGGCAGAAGCCAAAGCUGAAGCUGUUGCAGACGCUCCUUCCAGGCCAUCGAAGCUGGAUGUUCGCUCUUCUGAGCCAAACCCUCAGCUCCUGGCUGUGGGUGGGCCUGACUGCAGCAAAUGGCACAGGAGCCCGGGCUCUGUGUCCGGGGGCCACGAGGCAGGACUCCACGGCACUCCUUCCCCCGCCGACGGCAGCAGGGCCGUGUCUCCCUUCGCUAAAAUCCGCAGCUCCAUGGUCCAGGUUGCCAACAUCACCCAGGCAGGAUUGACUCAAGGGAUUAAUUUUGCUGUGGCAAAGGUCCAAAAGAGCCCUGCGGAACCAGAAGCUUUAAAUGAAAUCAAACAAAAAGAACUGAGAGAAAUGUUUACGCAAUGCCAGACGAGAAUAAUUCAGAUCUAGUUGCUCAUUUGGGAAGUGUUCUUCUAGCUGUGGCUUCUAAUAAAAUAACCCAAUGACAUCAGGACUAUUGUGGCAUGAACUGCUACUGGAUACUGGGAUUGAUAAUAGGUAAUUUGUUUACAAGCAGUGAGAGAUGCAAAUGAAUUUGGUUCUGACCAAGCUUCAGAAUUCCCUCAGGCAGGUGAGACAGAGCCUGUAUAAACCAUAUUUAAACAGGUAGCUUAGACACUGGGAUUCAAUAAGCAUGCUGUCUAUCUUAGAUGUGUUGCACAGUUAUUUUUUUGAAACUAAUUUUGUAGCUCUUCUGAAUUAUGUAGAAAGUAUUUAUACUCAAAAGGAUGAUACUGCACUUCUCUGACCUUACUUACCUUGCACUACACCAGCAAAAUAAAGUACCGGUAAAUUACAUUUUAUUUAUUUUUGGACUAGUAUUUUUACUUGUUUUCAAUGAAGUUCUAGAUGCAGCUCUCUGAAUUGUGCCUCUACAAUGGGAACCGAUGUGUUUUUGUUGAAUUUAAGUAUGUUAACCAGAAAGUAAGAUUUCUUUGCUAUCCUUUUCUUUCCAGACAUCCUGGGACACUUUCAUUAUAGAUGAAUCUUAGAGACCCAAUCUGAAAUACCCACAAUCCUGCAGUGCAAAUUUCUUCUGUAAUUGGUUUUUUUCCUCACUUGUUUUGACGUGGGGGAAAUGAAGCAAAUGUCUUUGAAUUGUCUUGCCCAUGUUAAAGCAGUUGAUUUUUUUAAAUUCCAAACUCUGCCCCUUUGCUCUAAUUUUUUGUCUCUGUAAAGCAGGAUGAGCCAGAUACCUGCCCAUCAGGCACUGUGUCCCUCUGUGCUAGGAUUCUCUCUAAGUAUGAAAAACGAUGCAAAAUCCCAAUUAACAUCUGAAGCAGAAGGCCAGUGCACUGCUUUGUAAGAUCAGGGUUGCAUUAGAGCAUAGCUGUCAGCAUCUGUUCAAGACCAAAUUCCUGACCAGCUCCAGCUUUGCACCUCACAGGGUGGAGCAUCUGCUCCUGCUGGGAACUGGAUAAAAAAACCCCUUUGCUCUGUGUGUCCAAGGAUUCCACCUAUUAAAUCCUCCUUCCCAGGAAUGCCUUGCCAUGCCAUUCCAGUCUAGGACCUUGUCCAGAAGCUGCUGUGAAGCAGGACCUUCCUGUGCUGUGGUUUGUGACUGUAAGCACCCUGACAGACCCAGUGCCUCUGUCCCUGUCCCUGUACUGUAGAUAGGCUGCACGUGGUGUCCCCACAACGUCGUGUCCUGGCCUAGGGUAGCUCUGUGUCUUAGGACUUGUACUGUGUCUGAAAUCAUUUAUCACCUGAAACUUUGAUAAACAAAUUUGGUUUAUUUAUUUUAUUAAAGUGAUGUGGGUUUGGGUUUUUGUUCUUUUUUUGAGUGUCUAUACUUGUGGCUAUAUUUAAAAUUAAACUACUGCUGUAUUUUAAUGUGAGCAAUAUACAUGAGAUAUUUUAAUAAAAAAAGUGGAAUCAAAA
Molecule: messenger RNA, 3420 nt
Organism: Agelaius phoeniceus (red-winged blackbird)
Lineage: Eukaryota; Metazoa; Chordata; Aves; Passeriformes; Icteridae
Gene: INPP5F
Product: inositol polyphosphate-5-phosphatase F
Biological process (GO): regulation of endocytic recycling; phosphatidylinositol dephosphorylation
Cellular component (GO): clathrin-coated endocytic vesicle; early endosome
Molecular function (GO): phosphatidylinositol-4-phosphate phosphatase activity
Source: RefSeq, a predicted model, not a curated record